Molecule: messenger RNA, 695 nt
Organism: Lycium ferocissimum
Lineage: Eukaryota; Viridiplantae; Streptophyta; Magnoliopsida; Solanales; Solanaceae
Product: signal peptidase complex subunit 3B
Exons: 7
Coding region: 20-523 (167 amino acids)
Biological process (GO): protein targeting to ER
Cellular component (GO): signal peptidase complex; membrane
Source: RefSeq, a predicted model, not a curated record
AUCAAUUAAGGUAGCAAAAAUGCAUUCAUUUGGGUACAGAGCGAAUGCUUUGUUAACAUUGGCAAUCACAAUACUGGCUUUUAUGUGUGCUUUUGCUUCUUUAUCUGACAAUUUCAAUUCUCUCACUCCUACCGCUGAAGUUCAAGUUUUGAAUAUCAAUUGGUUCCAGAAGAAACCUGAUGGGGAUGAUGAGGUCAGUUUGACCUUGAACAUAUCAGCAGAUUUACAGUCAUUGUUCACGUGGAAUACUAAGCAGGUGUUUGUAUUUUUGGCAGCUGAGUAUGAAACUCCAAAGAAUGCCCUAAAUCAGAUAUCUUUGUGGGAUGGUAUUAUCCCCACUAAGGAACAUGCAAAAUUUUUGAUUCACACCACAAACAAGUAUCGGUUUGUUGAUCAGGGAAGCAACCUCCGUGGUAAAGGUUUUAAUCUAACAUUGCACUGGCACGUCAUGCCAAAGACUGGGAAAAUGUCUGCAAACAAACUUGUGAUGACUGGUUACCGCUUGCCAGAGUCAUACAGAUGAUGAACUUUUUUUCUCUGAGCAAUUUAUCUGUAACUUUAGCCUCCACUGAUAGGAAGGGGAAAAUGUGCUUAAACGAGAUGAUGAGAUGAACAGGAUAAUUUUGUCCCGGAUAAUGUCACAGAAUUGAUAUUUAUUGGCCUCAAAUUCACAUACUGGAACUUUAGACCUUUGA